AUGAACAAGUUGCCGCAACCACCACGGUAUCCUUUGAAUAUGCACAACAACACGCGCCGUCGCUCCGUAACAUACCAAUCUUGUCCAAAUGCAGGUGCAAAAAAAGGCGUGAGCUUGUUAAAAGCAAUUCCUGAAUAUACAGUAACCAAACUAAGCGAAGAAUAUCAGAUAACUUCCUGGAAAAUAUUAGAAAAUUCUAUCUUUAAUUUAAUUCAGCAAUUGAACUCAGAAGACAAAAUCAAAGAAAUUAAAAAAAAGAUUUUACGUUUAAAUAUUAUGCGUGGUAGAGGUAUACUUUGCAAAUGUGUUAUGGAUGCUCAGUUAGCUUCAACCGGUAAUACUUACAUCUAUGCUUUGUUUAUUGCCCUUAUCUACGACCAGAUUCCAACAAUAGGGGAAUUAAUCUUGAUACGUUGUCUUAAGCAAUUUAAAAAUGCAAGUAAGACGAAAGAUAAAUGUGUACUUUUGGCAUCUGUUCUAUUUAUUUCGUACUUGAUUAGUUACGAUGUAGUUUCACCGCUUGUGGUAGUUAAACUACUAAAGAUUUUUAUCAAAAUUCCCUCCCAGGAUUCAGUUGAUGCAACUUUCGUGCUYCUCAAUACAUGUGGAUAUAAAUUGGAUGAGCAUAAUAAAAAGGACCUCAAUAAGAUUGUAAAUAAUGUGCAUAACAAAUCAGUAUACGACAUGCGGUUCGCUAAAAAGAUUCGACGUAUGGUACAAAUAAUAAUGCGAACUGUUUCGCUAAAUGGAUUGAAAUUCAGGGGUCCUAUAAUAUCAAGAUCUCCUUUGAAUAUUUUUUCGGGAAAAAAAAUCAAACCAGAUUAUAGUUUGGAUUCUUAUAGUUACGAUCCAGAUUAUGAAGCUAAUGAACAUAUGUAUUCAUUAUUUCGUGAUCAAAUAUUGGAUAAUGAUAUUAAAGAUGAAUACAUACUAAUGUACGAUCAUAAUACCUAUGGCGUAGGAAGAAAUAUUUUGUCAGAUCAACAGAUUUCUAAUUGA
Molecule: messenger RNA, 999 nt
Organism: Diuraphis noxia (Russian wheat aphid)
Lineage: Eukaryota; Metazoa; Arthropoda; Insecta; Hemiptera; Aphididae
Product: pre-mRNA-splicing factor CWC22 homolog
Biological process (GO): mRNA splicing, via spliceosome
Cellular component (GO): catalytic step 2 spliceosome
Molecular function (GO): RNA binding; protein binding
Source: RefSeq, a predicted model, not a curated record